AUGAUUUUACAAUUAAUUAAUUAUCCAGUCGAAGGAACUGUAGAAUAGGAUUAAUCAAAAUCUCCAAAAAGAAGAGGAAUUUUAAUAAAGCAUUUUCGUUAUCCAAUGAAAAUUUAAACAAAUAACUUAAUAUAUCCACUUCGAUCUCCAAAAAUUUAAUCUAGUAAAAGUAGUACUAGAUAAAAUGAAAUCACAUGGUUUAGUGAUUGUAAUUAAAUAAGAGAGCAUAAUUAAACAUUUUAUCAAACAAAUAAUUUCAAACCCUUCUUUAAAUUAGGUGGUGAAUAAAAAAAUAGAUUUGCCAUAAUAAAAAAGGUAUUCAAAAAGGAAGAUGAAAAGGAUUGUUAAUUUUUAGAAAGAAAAUUGAGUUUAUUGAAAUUUAAUUUUAAAGAAAAAGAGAAGGAGAAAGAGGAGAACCAAAAAAUUUCUAUUGAUUAUUCUUAAAUUAAGAUUCCUUAAACAGCAUAAUCUACAAGAAAGAGAUAAUAUUAGAAUAACAAUAAACCUCAAUUAUUUUAGAAUAAGAUCAAUAGAAGAUUUAAUAGUGAUACUGAUUUAUAAGAUUAAAAGCCAAAUAGAAAGCAAAUAAUAUCAUAUUCGAUAAGACCUAAUACUCAUAACUAUGAUCGUGAUCAUUAAGAAUUUGCUCAAAGCAUUUUAAAUCAAUAUUUGAAAAAAAGUUUGUAAGAUUAAUGA
Molecule: messenger RNA, 696 nt
Organism: Paramecium pentaurelia
Lineage: Eukaryota; Ciliophora; Oligohymenophorea; Peniculida; Parameciidae
Source: the annotation of a GenBank genome assembly